Ficedula albicollis (Collared flycatcher) is the source of this 1237-nucleotide messenger RNA. It is a transcript of the gene RILPL1, whose product is annotated as Rab interacting lysosomal protein-like 1. Gene Ontology annotation, cellular component: cytoplasm; ciliary basal body. The coding region runs from base 57 to 1151 and encodes 364 amino acids. The transcript is spliced from 8 exons. NCBI's taxonomy places the organism in Eukaryota, Metazoa, Chordata, Aves, Passeriformes, Muscicapidae. Gene Ontology annotation, molecular function: protein dimerization activity. The record is from RefSeq and is a predicted model, not a curated record. Gene Ontology annotation, biological process: cilium assembly.
GGGGGGGCGGCGGGGUGCCGCCCGCCCUGGAGAAGAACGCGGCCGAGCUGACGGUCAUGGACGUGUACGACAUCGCCUCGGCCGUGGGGCAGGAGUUUGAGCGGGUGAUCGAUCAGCACGGCUGCGAGGCCAUCGCCCGCCUCAUGCCCAAGGUGGUGCGGGUGCUGGAGAUCCUGGAGGUGCUGGUGAGCCGCAACCACAUCAACCCCGAGAUGGAGGAGCUGCGCCUGGAGCUCGACCGCCUGCGCCUGGAGAGGAUGGACCGCAUCGAGAAGGAGCGGAAGCACCAGAAGGAAUUAGAACUGGUGGAGGAUGUCUGGAGAGGGGAAGCACAGGAUCUUCUUACCCAAAUUGCACAGCUGCAGGAGGAGAAUAAACAACUGAUGACAAACUUGUCUCACAAAGACAUUAAUUUCACAGAAGAGGAAUUUCAGAAGCAUGAAGGGAUGUCAGAGAGAGAGCGGCAAGUCAUGAAGAAGCUGAAGGAAGUGGUAGAUAAACAGAGGGAUGAAAUCAGGGCAAAGGACCGGGAACUUGGACUUAAAAAUGAGGAUGUAGAGGCUCUCCAGCAGCAGCAGAACAGGCUGAUGAAGAUUAACCACGACCUGAGGCACCGGAUCACGGUGGUGGAGGCGCAGGGGAAGGCGCUGAUCGAGCAGAAGGUGGAGCUGGAAGCGUAUCUGCAAACCAAGGAGCAGGAGAUGGGCAACCUGAGAGCAGAGCUGGGCAAGCUCAGAGAAAAGCUGCAGGGGGAGGACAGCCAGGCCAGCCAAAAUGGGGAGGAAGUAAAGGCAGAACCAAACAAUGAUGAUUGUCUCUCUGAGUCAGAAAAGAUGGCAAUGGACUUGAAAGAUCCCAAUCGCCCAAGAUUCACCCUGCAGGAGCUCCGGGAUGUCCUUCACGAGAGGAAUGAACUGAAAUCCAGAGUGUUUUUGCUUCAAGAGGAGCUUUUAUAUUACAAAAGUGAGGAAAUGGAAGAAGAAACGAGAUCCCCACAGCCUACACCCAUAAUUCAGCCCAAACCCUCAACUCAGCCUGAAUCUGGAAUCAAACGACUGAUCUUUACAGCCAUAAUGCCCAUGGUAGCAGCUGGAUUGAUUCCAGAUGAUCCCACAUUGCAGCCAAUAAGAAGACUUGUGUCCCUUGUUUAGUUUCUUCUCUCGUGAUAAGAAACGGAUGCAGGCGUCACAGAAAAAUGUCCACUUCCAGGGAACUUUUGGAGAAUGGUCACAUUCAA